Molecule: messenger RNA, 240 nt
Organism: Clunio marinus
Lineage: Eukaryota; Metazoa; Arthropoda; Insecta; Diptera; Chironomidae
Source: the annotation of a GenBank genome assembly
AUGGAAGAAGAAAGUAAGAAAAUUGUCCAAAAUUUUGUAUUAACAAAAGUUAAAUUUGGAAUUGUAUUUGAAUUUUAUCAUGCUUCGCAGCAUUUAUUCACCACAAUGCCCCAUAAAUGUAGCUUUGAACUAAAAUUGAAAAGCGUGCAUAGCGAUUUACCAACAAAAUCAAUAUUUAUACAAGUUAUGAUGGAAAAUUGUCUUGUCAUUUCUGUUGCAAGAGCAAGAAGGUUGACUUAA